AUAAUCACAAUCGUUCAACAAAAGAAAAGGGCCAAAUUGGCAGUGUACCCAUUUCUUCUUCCUUGUCUUCCCAUUUCUUCACAAGAGGAACCCCCCCACUCUGCCCUCAGUGCUCUGCUCUGCCCUGCCCUGCUCUCUCUCUCUCUCUCCCCCCCUCCCUCCACCACACUCUCUCUCUCUCUCUCUCACUCAUCAGCGUAGUCGUCAUCAUCCUCUGCAUCAGUCACAGAGCAACAGCAGCAGCAGCAACGAAGAAGAAGAAGUGGAAGAAGUGAGGCAGAGCAGGGCAGGGGAAAAAAAUGGAUCUUGAAGCUCCGAGCUCCAACAAUGGUGAAGAGACCGCCAACGUCAGCGCGGAGACCCACCAGUCCCUCGCAUUUGAAGAUUUCGACAGCAACUGCUCCACCCCUUACGUCAGCGCCCCUUCCAGCCCCGGCCGCGGACCUCCUUUUGGCGGCGGCGGCGGCGGCGGCUACUACUACAGCGCGCCGGCGAGCCCAAUGCACUUCGCUCUGACCUCGGGAGCCGUGAAGCUCUACUCCCAGCCCUCUUCGCCCCAUGAGAACGGCAGCAUUGCUAUGUCUUCCUCGUCCUCCUUCGAGUUCGGGCUGUUCGGCCCGUUGGGGAUGGGCCACACCGGGUCGAUGAGCUCGGCGGACGAGCUCUUCCUCGACGGCAAGAUUCGGCCCAUGAAGCUCUCCACCCACCUGGAGCGGCCGCAGGUGCUGGCCCCCUUGCCGGAUCUGGACACAGAGGACGAGGACGACCCGAAGGAGUCCGAUCCAGGGGCCAAGGGCGGCGGCCGGGGGAGGGAUCUGAGGCUGAGGGAGAAGUCCCUGAGGCGUAGGACGAGAUCCAUGUCCCCAUUCCGGAGCAUGCCCUUCGAGUGGAACGACGACGGCGACAAGACCCCGCCCCACAGGAUCGAUCAGGACCAGGUGGCCUCGAAGAUCGAAGAGGCUCUGUCGUUGGAGGCUUCGGAGAAUCGCUCCGUUGGGACUCCCUCCGUUUCGGCUUCUUCGUCAAGGUCGAGCUCCGCCGGGAGGAGCUCGAAGAGAUGGGUCUUCCUUAAGGACUUCUUGCGGAGCAAGAGCGAAGGGAGAAGCAACAACAAGUUCUGGGCCACCAUCUCUUUCUCGCCGGCGAAGGAGAAGACGAGGACCAGCACCACCUCAGCCUCCUCCGCCGCCCCGAAAGAGAAACAGCCCUCCCCGCCCGGGGCUCCCAAUCCCGACCGGCCGAAGCGGAACCCUGGUAAGAAACCCGGGAAGCCGGUAAACGGGGCGGCCGCUAAAAGGCGGGUCCCGCCCUCACCCCAUGAGCUGCAUUACACCGCGCACCGCGCACAGGCCGAGGAGCUGAGGAAGAAGACUUUCCUUCCAUACCGGCAGGGCCUCCUCGGGUGCCUCGGGUUCAGCUCAAAGGGCUACGGGGCGAUGAACGGGUUCGCCCGGGCCCUCAACCCGGUCUCAUCGAGGUAAAAACGCCAUGUCCGGGCUGUUCUUGGCGGGUCAGAUUAGAAGGAAGGAAAUAAUGAAAACUGUAUAGAUCUAUUUUGGUUGACUUUCUUAAGUAAAUCAGAUAAAAAUUUUUGUUGGUUUGACUAUGAUCAUCAAUGCAUCAUCAUCAGCACGAUCACCAUCACUACCUUCUAUGUAAUUUUACAUGUAUCUUCAGAAAGAUCUUCUCAUUUGUGUUUAUUGGAGAAGAUUUGAUAUGCCUCUAAUUAAUUGUGAUGGGCUUAUGCUAGAAAUUCCCGAUCUUCUAUUUACUGAUUCAGAUAGUGGUCUGCUUUGUUGUAAAA
This is a messenger RNA of Punica granatum (pomegranate), 1804 nucleotides long. Lineage: Eukaryota; Viridiplantae; Streptophyta; Magnoliopsida; Myrtales; Lythraceae. The record is from RefSeq and is a predicted model, not a curated record.